Molecule: messenger RNA, 646 nt
Organism: Eremomyces bilateralis CBS 781.70
Lineage: Eukaryota; Fungi; Ascomycota; Dothideomycetes; Eremomycetales; Eremomycetaceae
Exons: 1
Coding region: 46-597 (183 amino acids)
Source: RefSeq, a predicted model, not a curated record
AUAGCUCUCCUCCGAGGCGAAAAUCAGGGCCUUAGACAUGCCAUUAUGCACGAAAGGAGGAAGCGUAAGCGUGGCAGACCCUUAUUUGAAGAGCUACGUGCUGAAUCGGGUUCCAAAUCACAGUUCUACAAUCCUAAAAAGAUCGAGCGAGCUCGUGAGCUCCAGCGAGAGAAGGAUCAGGGCAAACGCGAUGAGAAGGCACGGAAAGCACAGGCAAAACUGAAUAAAGCACUUCAGAGGGCAGAGAAUGAUAGGCUACGAGCGGAACAAGUUGCUCAACGGGCACAGGACCGUCAGAUUAGGGCGGCAGAAAGAGAGGUAGAGCUUGCUCGACGUAGGGCCAUUCGACAGGCUGAUCGUGAAGCAAGAUCGGCACAGGCACAGCUUCUCCAAGAGUUAAAAACACCUCGAAACACCAGAAAACGAGCAAAAGAAGCCUCUCCACAGCAAAUUGUACAGCCGCAGGUAAUCAGCAGCGAUGUGGAGGAGCUAGAUAGCGAUGGAGAGGAAUCUGAAGGAAUGGAGACUCAGACGCGGCGAGGUCGCAUUUCCCGGCCACCACGAUAUCUUAAGGACUUCGAUUUGGGCCCUAAAUAAGCUUAUAGUAUCUCAGAAUGUCAUAACAACAAUUUUUUCUAAAUCUCUA